Momordica charantia (bitter melon) is the source of this 846-nucleotide messenger RNA. The record is from RefSeq and is a predicted model, not a curated record. Lineage: Eukaryota; Viridiplantae; Streptophyta; Magnoliopsida; Cucurbitales; Cucurbitaceae.
AUGGCACCAAUAAGGUCCUUCAAAGAAUAUGAUCUCUCAGCCUUCGAUUGGGACAAAACUCCAGUUUUAGGCAAAGGUUCUCAUGGCAAAGUCUUCCUAGGAGAACUCGAUCUCGGCAGCGUCGCCAUCAAAGUCGCUCCAUGUCGAGCAGCUUCUUCACUCGUCAAAGAGAAAGCGAUUCUCAAACAGUUCAUCGGAUGCUCAAAAAUCGUUCAGUACAUUGGCGACACCGUUACUAAGAAAGGAGACGACGUUGUUUACAGUCUGAUAUUGGAGUAUGCUACUGGAGGUACUUUGGGUGACAUUAUCAGAAAACAGGAGAAAAUUUCAGAGGAAGAUGCCAAAAAGUACCUUCGAAUGAUACUUCAAGGGCUUUCUUGCAUUCACGCUAAAGGGUUUGUGCAUGCUGAUCUCAAAUCGGACAAUAUUCUUGCGUUCCGCUCAAAGAGUGGAAGAAUGAAGCUGAAAAUAGCAGAUUUUGGACUUUCUAGGAUGUAUGAUGAGAAAGAAGAGAAAAGUUUAUGUUGGAAUUAUUACAAGAUGAGCUUUGUAGGGACAGCAAAAUACAUGUCUCCAGAAUCUGUCUUUGACAUCGUUAAACCCGCACUCGAUAUUUGGUCUCUUGGUUGCAUUUUUGUUAACAUGAUGACCGGGAGACACGUUUGGAAUGAUUGCAAAGAUAAUAAAGAGCUGAUUUCGAAGCUUAUAUAUGAAAGAGAAAUACCAACAAUACCAAAAGAAUUAUCCGAGCUAGGAAAGGAUUUUCUCGAAAAGUGCUUUGAGAGAAAUUACGAAAAAAGAUGGUCAGCAGAUAUGCUACUUCGACAUCCUUAUUUGGGGCCUUAG